Aegilops tauschii subsp. strangulata is the source of this 1435-nucleotide messenger RNA. RefSeq lists its product as uncharacterized. NCBI's taxonomy places the organism in Eukaryota, Viridiplantae, Streptophyta, Magnoliopsida, Poales, Poaceae. The record is from RefSeq and is a predicted model, not a curated record.
GAGGGUUCCAUCGCUCGAACGCGGGACGUUUCCCUUGCACUUCUGUUUUUGCCUCCUCUCUCGCCUUCCAACGAAACCCUAAUCCUCGUCCCCGUCGUCUCCCAUGCCGCCCCCUGGAAGUCGCGGACGCGGACGCGGACGCCACGGCCGGCCCAGCCUACCUGCGGAGCAGCGUCAGGAUCACUUUGCCCGGGACGGCGCACCACAGACCCGUGCCACGGGCAGGCCGUUAUGGGGAGUCUCUGGGUCUGGCCGCGCCGGCCACGCCUGCGGCAGCGCCGACCAUGGCCUCUCCCGCCCUGGCCGCUCCGAAGGACGCUCCCGCCGUCGGCUUGGCUCUGCACCGUGUCAGGAACAUGGACCUGCACAAUUGCGACGAGAACCGUCUGUCUCGCACUUAAAUAAGUUGCUGAGCACUACAACAUUUAUGGAAUCCUCGACUCUUGGGUCGCCAAUUCUGGCCCGGACACCUACUGAUUGGCCGAUGACCUUCUAUAUCAGAAUUGAUCGCAGGGGGUCUUUCCAUACAUAUCCUGAUGUGGGUGGGCCAUUUAGGAAAUUGCAAGAAGUUCACAAUGCUAUUGAUCGCUAUCUUGAGGACCGCCGGCAUCCAACAAUGUUCAAGGAGCAAGAUGGGGUUUCUCUAAUGGACAUUGCUAUACGAGAGGCUAUGUACUGGCCUGAUGGCAGUAGGAGGAACGGCCCAAAAUCACAAAUGAUUGAAGAAAGCCAUAGUGAAAUGCGUUUAUUAGUUCAAGUUUUAGUGGACAAGUAUAAUGAUGAUCACAACCGUUUUGGGGAUCUAGCACAUGAACUGAAAGAUGUUAUGAAGUACCAAUAUAUCUCCGAGGGCCAUGGGUACUAUCAUUUCAAUUUCACUACGAAGACUAAAAGAGCUGAUGCUUUUGGAUGUGGCACCAACAAUCUAUUCUUUGUCGAAGUCGAAGUCAAAUUUGUGAAUGAAGAAGAUGAAAAAUUGGUUGUCAGCUGUUUCUGUAUGGUUAAACCUAAUGAUAAUGGCCACUGCUAUGGUUGUGUAAAUAAUGGAAGUGUUCGUAUGAAGCACCCCAACAAUGCUGCUGCAUACACUGGCGGUCACUUGGAUUUGCCAUCUGGAUGUUGUUGUAGUGGAGACUGGAUCGACUACGAUGAGGAUGAGAAAGCUGAGGAGGAUAAUAUACGAUAUAUGUUCAAGGGCAUGGAUGAUCCAGAGUUCCUGAAGGAAUUCUUAACACUCCCACCUGGUGCAACACCUAUCGUGUAAAUGGUGGAAGACUAGGGAGGGCGCUGGAGUGGGAUAUAAACGGCUGUGUAUAUUUGGCGAAACCUUUUAAUGUUAGUCUUUCAAUUCUGGAGGCAUCCUAGAGAGUGGUAUUGAGAGAAACCAUUUGGUUUAAGAUGGGCCUAUUUAUGAAAUGUUGUUAUACUUGAAUAA